Xenopus laevis (African clawed frog) is the source of this 2169-nucleotide messenger RNA. RefSeq names its product regulator of G-protein signaling 3 L homeolog (gene rgs3.L). The record is from RefSeq and is marked provisional. Lineage: Eukaryota; Metazoa; Chordata; Amphibia; Anura; Pipidae.
ACAGUGGCCAAUGAUCGGCAAUGGAUGAAUGGAAUGAGGCCGUCGAUAUUAGCAAUUAAUUAGCGGACAUUAAUUAAAUGAUGAACACAAUGAGAGGGGCUAAGGAGUUAUAAGAUUUAGGCAGAAGACUAGGUGGAUUUAUAACAGACGAGCAGCAGCCGGGGCAGCGCGGGUUGCACAUCUCUAGGAGGAGAGUGAGAGGGAGGGAAAAGAUAGCGGAGGGAGGAGAGAUACACGAGCAUCACAGCCCGAGGGGAGGAGACACACAGAGACACUGCAGUGACAUAGCACAGGGAGACUCCCAGACACUGCAGUGGAACCAAAGGAGCUGACGCUCUACUCAGCAAGAUGCUUCAUGUCUUUAACCCUCUGCGAAAGUCUGGCAGUGAAACUUGUCUUUCUCCCGAUAAUCCUCAACAUUGGAAGCGUGUGGCUAUUCGAAGACCUCAGCCAUCUACAGAUUCUACCACCUCAUCCUUUCCUGUCCCAGCCCUCCCAGUCCCAGAGGUGCGGGUGGAGCGUUCUUUUAGUGCCGGUCACUUGGCAUGUGACAGUGAUGAGGAAGAAGCUAAAGAAGCAGAAACUUUAAGAGUCCCCUUAUCCAUAUGGAGAACACGGAGCGAGUCACACCUGGACUCUGGUGGAGGGCAAGAGGCACUAGGGCAGAAUGAAAAGUCUGGCAGUGGAUGGAGUCUGCCAUCCCCUAAAACACUGAGAAAGAAGAGAAGAGCAGCAAAGGUGAAUGCAGCAAAGCAUCAUCUUCUGUCCUUCUUCACUGGAACCGUUAAGCCCCUGCCCUCUAGAGGGGAGACUGACAUUGUCUCACUGUGUGAGACAGAAAAGGGACACCGACACAAAAAGAAAGAACAGAAGCACAAGAAAAGUCACCUGUCCCUGUUUCGACUCUGGACUUCUCAUUCGUCGAAUAUAGGGCGCCCAAGCAUAGAUGAUGUUCAGAGUUGGGGAAAGUCUCUUGAAAUUUUGCUGUCUCAUACAUAUGGACGGGCCCUUUUUCGUGUCUUCUUGCAAUCUGAGUUUAGUGAUGAGAACCUAGAUUUCUGGCUAGCCUGUGAAGAAUAUAAAGACACUCAUCCCAACUUUAUCCUACACAGCCGGGCACGAAAGAUUUACCAGCUCUAUAUUGCACUACAGUCCCCCAAAGAGGUGAAUCUGGAUGCCGGUACCAGGGAGUUGACUGAACACAACCUUCUUCUCCCAACGCGAACAACUUUUGAUGAGGCUCAGCACAGAAUCUAUGGCUUAAUGGAACGUGACUCCUACCCACGCUUCUUGCGAUCUGAUCUUUACCAGAGCUUGCUUCAUGCCCCCAAUGGGGCCUGUUAAAAUGGAAGACAAAGAGCAUGAACUGGCAUAGGAAAGAACACAGCUUGGUCCAAAUGUCUACCAGAACAGACUUUUUUUUUUCUUAUGUGAGCUGUGCUCAUAUGAAAAAAAAUCAAAACUGAAGCCAUUUUGAACAAAAAUGGGAUGCCCUUGUCUAAUGUGUUAGCAGUGUGCAAUUCAUCAUGCAAAUGCUUCUAUGCAGUAAAAAGGGUUGGGAUUUUGAACACCAAUCCAUUUCCCUUAGGCUCUUGCAUUUGUAUACAAGUAAAUUAUACCAGCUUUUUGGCUGAAACUUGCAGAUGCUGGGAGUUAUUUUGUUAUAAAGUAGAAUUGGUCAUUGUCAUUUGUUAUUCAUUAUCUGUGUAAAAGAGUAAGCCACUUUGAACACUCAUGGCUUUUUAUUUUCCAAAAUGUUAACAACCAAACCCCAAGGUGAGAUCAUAUAUCUUUUUUACUUGAAUAAUAACUUAUGACUAAUUUCAGGUUGGUGAAACACCUUUAAUAAAAAAAAAACAACUUCUAUCUCCAAGACAAAUAUGCCCAAACGUCUAAGCUAAGGUUCUUUAUCUUAAGCAAUAUGUAGUGUCUCCUGUCAUUAACUAAUUUGCUCUGUCUGAUAGUCUAUGACUCUCCUUUACAAAAUGACCAACCAAAGAUGCCAAAAGUUUGACAUUUUCUUUCUCAACAUAGAGGAACUAAUCUAGAGAAAUCAUAAACCUGCCGCCUGGCACAACUGUGUUACAGAACACAAAUGUACAAGCAUGUACAUACUAGAUGUAUCCUGUUACAGCUAUCAGUUACUACUACUACUACUACUACUACUAC